Messenger RNA from Tripterygium wilfordii, 2255 nucleotides. Its product is annotated as transcription factor GTE12-like. Bases 263 to 2014 code for a protein of 583 amino acids. Gene Ontology annotation, molecular function: protein binding. The transcript is spliced from 11 exons. The record is from RefSeq and is a predicted model, not a curated record. Lineage: Eukaryota; Viridiplantae; Streptophyta; Magnoliopsida; Celastrales; Celastraceae.
CUAGAAAGGGCGAGCACACAGUAUAGUUUAGUGUCUACUCGCUCUUAAACCUCCUCGCUUCGGUUUUUUUAGGGUUUCACGAUUCUGGGGGACAUCGCGGUUCUCUGUUCGGUCGAUUGCUAUGUACGAUUUGCGAAUCGAAGGAAUCAGGUUCAGGUUUUGAAAAGUGUGAUUAUAAGGAGUUUGAAUUUUCAGUUUUGGGGUAUGGCAUCGUAAGUAUUUAACUGGAGGUAGUGGUACUUUCAGUUUAUUGGCUUCCACCAUGAUUGCUGCUGAAACUGUACUAGCAAAGGGGAAGCUGAGGAUCAAAUUUUCUUCGAAAACAAUAGAAACUGUUUCUGGAACAAGGUCCUGUGAGGAUGGGCAAAAUUUGUCACGUAUAGAUGGAGGGGAUAAGUGCUGUAACUAUGGGAGCAAUCAAUCCAAGAUGAUUAAAUCACACAGUGCUGUGAUUUGUUCCUCGGUGAAAAAGAAUUUUGGUGGUGACCUACCUGAGCUGAAAUCUAAUAUAAUGGCUGCUAAAAAGCGUGGACUGCCCGGGGAAACCGAGUGUCAGAGGGAGAAGAAACAGAAGAUGGAUCGUGCUGUGACUCAGCAAUGUGCUGCCAUUCUGAAAGCUUUGAUGAGGCAUCCAGCUGGUUGGGUUUUCAAUGAAGCGGUGGAUCCGGUGGCAUUGGAGAUUCCUGAUUAUUUCUCGAUCAUAUCCAAACCCAUGGAUUUGGGAACAGUUAAAUCGAAACUGGAUAAAAACAUGUACUUUGGCAUUGAUGAGUUUGCUGCUGAUGUAAGAUUGACCUUCUCUAAUGCAAUGCAUUAUAAUCCUCCCUCGAAUAAUGUCCACAAAAUGGCAGAGACGCUGAAGAAUAUUUUUGAGCUCAAGUGGAAAUCUGUUGAGGACAGAUGGAACUGUAAAAGACCGAAGUUUGGACUGGGAAAUGUUUUGAGUGGUCAUGCGAAGGAAGUUUCUGAGGCAAGACAAAAUUGCCCUGAAACAUCUCAUUUGAGUAGCAGUUUAUCAGCCGAUACGCCUAAGUCAGCUGAAGGGAAGACAAUUGGAAAAUGUGAUGCAAAAUCUGCAAAAGUGAAGCUUGCUAAGGUAGGUCAGAACAGCAAUCGCAAGCCGGUAGAAGAGAAUGUUUGUGAAGGCAAUGACACUGUUAGUAGACGUCCUUGUGGCUUUGCCAAUGCCAAGCCAUCAAUGAGCCUUGUUGUGUGCAAAUGUUGCACUAUGGGGAGAAAUACUUGUAGAUGUAGCCUUUCUGGUGACUCAGCUCGUGCAUCCUCAGGUGACAUUUCAUCUGAAAUAUCAGUAGGAGGAGAUCAUCGUUCAAGCAAUGCUGAUAUUUCCAAAAUGGAUUGGCAGGCAAAAAAGACAUCAACAUCACAUACAAGCAAGUCAGAUGGAACUUCUGAUGGGGCUGUGAGUUCUAUUGAAGAUGAGAGUUUAUGUCCUAGUUCUCAACUUACUAUUUCUACCACUGAUGCAACGUCUGUGGAAGGAUGGGGAACUUCUGUAUAUGAUUUAGAGUUAUCACCGAAGAGGGCUCUUCGUGCUGCAAUGCUCAGGAGUCGUUUUGCAGACACUAUCGUGAAAGCGCAACAGAAGACCCUCCUUGAUCAGGGUGAUAAGGCUGAUCCAGUGAAGUUGCGGCAAGAGAAGGAAAAACUGGAAAAGAAGCAGCGUGAAGAGAAAGCUAGGAUUGAAGCCCAAAUUAGGGCCUCUGAGGCUGCUGCUCGAGAAAGGCUAGAAGCAGAACUGAAAAAACAGAGGGAGCAAGCUAGGGAAGCAGCUCGGGUUGCAGUUCUGCAGAUGGAAACAACGGUUGAAAUGGAUCAGAAUGUGUUGAUUGAAAGAGAACUCGAGACGCUUUGCGGAUGUUCGCUAUUCGAAUAUGCCCGUGUUGGGAACCCAUUAGAGCGAUUGGGUUUGUUUCUGAAGGAAGAUAUCAUGAUGGAUGAGGAGCAAAUCUUGAAUCCUGAAGAGGAAGGAGAGAUUUUUCCUGAAAUGUUGUGAGGUCUGAUUUAUCUCUUCUACUCAGUACUUUUCUUCUGUAAUAUAGUUGUGGUGGUAGGAAAAGUAGUUGUACGUCAGUUGUAAAUGAACUGCAUUAUGAACCACAUUUUUUUGCAGGGAUUUGGAGGAUUUUGUAAUUAUUCAUUAGUUAAAACUUAAAAGUAGAGUAUAAAGACAGCUAUUGAUCCUGUAUUCUUGUGGCUUUGAAGAGUGAAUGGGCAAUUGUAUGCAUUUACUGAUA